This is a messenger RNA of Mastomys coucha (southern multimammate mouse), 2407 nucleotides long. RefSeq names its product HGF activator (gene Hgfac). The transcript is spliced from 14 exons. Gene Ontology annotation, biological process: blood coagulation; zymogen activation. Gene Ontology annotation, cellular component: extracellular region; rough endoplasmic reticulum. Gene Ontology annotation, molecular function: serine-type endopeptidase activity. The coding region runs from base 367 to 2337 and encodes 656 amino acids. The record is from RefSeq and is a predicted model, not a curated record. Lineage: Eukaryota; Metazoa; Chordata; Mammalia; Rodentia; Muridae.
CAUGCAGCAGGUCCUGUAAAGGGCUCACAGACAGGAGUGGCCAGCAGUAGGACCAGGCAACAGUGCCUGGGAAGCCUGGCUCUGACCUGCCCGAGUCACACUGGAAGACUUCCUGGAAGAGGCUGAGACUUGACGGUGGCGUUGGGCCUAGAAGCAGUACAGCCUUUGCCAGAGGACAACAGCUGCCCUAGCAGAGCAGGCGGAGCUGGGGCAGCAGGGUGGAGCCAGCACCAUGGGGGAUCCUUACAGGAUGCCCUCGGGAAGCAGGGUUAAUCAUUAUCAUGUAGCCUUGACCCCACCUGCCCUGGCCACAUUCCCUGGUUACUCUUGUUCCUGCUACACCUCAACGGCAACUCAGGAGGAGCCAUGGGGCAACGGGCCUGGCUCUCUAGCCUCUGUCCCUUACCCAGGCCGUGUCCCUUCCUGCUGCUCCUGCUGCUCCUGCUGCUCCUGGUGGCACCUCGGGGGGCCCAGCCCCAGGCUGGCAGGAACCACACAGAGCCCCCAGGACCUAAUGUUACAGCCACCCCCAUGAUCCCCACGAUCCCUGAGACCUCUGGGAACAUCAACACCUCAACAGAAGGUGCUCCAGAGGCAGAGGCAGAGACUGAGGGACCCCAAAGUGAGAGGUACCUUCCUCCCUCCAGCAGCAGCCCCCCUGGGGGCCAAGUGCUCACCGAAUCUGGGCAGCCAUGCAGGUUCCCUUUCCGCUACGGUGGCCGCAUGCUGCACUCCUGUACCUCUGAGGGAAGUGCCUACAGGAGGUGGUGCGCUACAACACACAACUAUGACAGAGACCGGGCCUGGGGCUACUGUGUAGAGGCCACCCUGCCUGUGGAAGGCCCAGCUGUCCUUAACCCUUGUGCCUCUGGGCCCUGCCUCAAUGGGGGCACAUGUUCCAGCACCCAUGACCAUGUGUCCUACCACUGCGCUUGCCUGCCGGCCUUCACAGGCAAGGACUGUGGCACAGAGAAAUGCUUUGAUGAAACACGCUACGAGUAUUUUGAGAUGGGCGACCACUGGGCCCGUGUGAGCGAGGGACACGUGGAGCAGUGCAGCUGUAGUGAGGGCCAGACCCGGUGUGAAGACACCCACCACACAGCUUGUCUGAGCGGCCCAUGUCUGAACGGAGGCACCUGUCACCUGAUUGUGGGCACAGGGACCAGCGUCUGCACCUGCCCCUUGGGCUAUGCUGGGCGGUUCUGCAACAUUGUUCCCACAGAGCGCUGCUUUCUGGGAAAUGGUACGGAGUAUCGUGGUGUGGCCAGCACCACUGCCUCAGGUCUGAGCUGCCUGGCCUGGAAUUCUGACCUGCUCUACCAGGAGCUGCAUGUGGACUCAGUGGGUGCUGCUGUGCUGCUUGGCCUGGGCCCUCAUGCUUACUGCCGGAACCCAGACAAGGACGAGAGGCCUUGGUGCUAUGUGGUGAAGGACAACGCACUGUCAUGGGAGUAUUGUCGCCUGUCAGCCUGUGAAUCCCUGGCCAGAGUCCAUUCCCCGGAGGUCCUAGCAACCCUGCCUGAGUCAACCCCAGCUGCACGUCCAACCUGUGGCAAGAGGCACAAGAAGAGGACGUUCUUGAGGCCACGAAUCAUUGGUGGCUCAUCAUCUUUGCCUGGCUCACACCCCUGGCUGGCCGCCAUCUACAUUGGGAAUAGCUUCUGUGCUGGGAGUCUUGUCCACACCUGUUGGGUAGUGUCUGCAGCCCACUGCUUCUCCAACAGCCCCCCCAGGGACAGCAUCACAGUGGUACUGGGUCAGCACUUCUUCAACCGCACCACGGAUGUGACACAGACAUUUGGCAUUGAGAAGUAUGUGCCCUACACCCUGUAUUCGGUGUUCAGCCCCAGCGACCAUGACCUUGUCUUGAUCCGGCUGAAGAAGAAGGGAGAACGCUGUGCUGUCCGCUCCCAGUUUGUUCAGCCCAUCUGCCUGCCUGAGGCAGGCAGCUCCUUCCCUUCUGGACACAAGUGUCAGAUUGCAGGCUGGGGCCACAUGGAUGAGAAUGUGAGCGACUAUUCUAGCUCCCUGCGCGAGGCACUGGUCCCCCUUGUUGCUGACCACAAAUGUAGCAGCCCUGAGGUGUAUGGUGCCGACAUCAGCCCCAACAUGCUCUGUGCCGGCUACUUCGACUGCAAGUCCGAUGCCUGCCAGGGGGACUCAGGUGGGCCGUUGGUCUGUGAGAAGAACGGUGUGGCUUACCUGUAUGGCAUCAUCAGCUGGGGUGACGGCUGUGGGCGGCUCAACAAGCCAGGAGUCUACACCCGUGUGGCCAAUUACGUGGACUGGAUCAAUGACCGCAUUCGACCGCCUAAGCGACCUGUGACUGCCUCCUGAAUUCUGGUGCCCAGGGAGAGGAUGCUCAUAAUUCCCUUUCUACUGCCAACAAUAAAAAUGUUUCCAAGAA